Molecule: messenger RNA, 1857 nt
Organism: Didymodactylos carnosus
Lineage: Eukaryota; Metazoa; Rotifera; Eurotatoria; Philodinida; Philodinidae
Source: the annotation of a GenBank genome assembly
AUGAAAACUUCGACAAUGAAUUUAUCAUUAUCCGGAUGUGGAUUUCUUGGUGUUUAUCAUAUUGGUGUUAUAUGUGCUUUCAAAGAAUAUGCACCAAAUAUAUUAGAAGGAAAAAUGGCUGGUUGUUCAGCUGGUUCACUUGUAGCAGCAUGUGCUAUUUGUGACUGCUGUCUAGGUCAAAUGGCUAGUGAUGCAUUAGAAAUUGCUUUACGAGCUAGAAGUCGUGUACUUGGCCCUUUACAUCCAACCUUUAGUAUUGUCGAUAUCAUAAGAAAUGGACUAAGAAGAAUUUUACCGCCAAAUGCUCAUGAAUUAUGUUCAAAUCGUCUUUACAUUUCACUGACACGUUGGAAAGAUAAUAAAAAUGUUAUUAUUAGCCAAUACAAUAGUCGUGAAGAACUUAUUCAGGCUUUAAUCUGUAGUAGUUUUGUUCCAUAUUGGUCUGGUAUUAUACCAAAUAAAUUUCGAGGCCUUUAUUAUUGGGAUGGUGGUUUAACAAACAAUAAUCCAAUUAUUGAUGAAAAUACAAUAUUAGUAUCACCAUUUGCUGGCGAAAGUGAUAUAUGCCCACGUGAUGAAUCUGGGUCAUUUUAUAGUGUUGAUUUUAGAGGCACAGAUAUAUCUUGUACACAAGAAAACUUAUAUCGUUGUACUCGUGCUCUAUUUCCACCUGAAUUAUCAGUAUUAAAACAAAUUUGUUGGCGUGGCUACGUUGACGGACUAAAAUAUUUGCAAACACAUAAUUUGAUGAUAACUGCACGUCUAACGAAUAAAUCAAGUAUAUCUAGCAUGCUUGGCAGAGAUUAUAGUGAACCGAAUGAUGAGAAACUUUUGGCUAAUAUUGGCAUUGAUGACGUACAUCAAAUGUUUGCUAUUGAGAGUGAGGAUGAGGACGAUAAUUCAACGGACAGCAAUAGUUUAGAAGGAGAUAGUGAUCACCAUACUCAAGGAGAAUUUAGUGAAUUUUGUCGACAACCAGAUCCAAGAAAUGAACUACCGUCACCACUCGUAGCAGUGUUCAAUAGUGCCUUGAACGAUGAAUUACGUAAUUUAGGAAAUGUUGUUAAUCGAUCUACUCUACUUAAUAUUUGGUCUUAUAUAGCAUUGCCUAUCAUAUUACCAAUAGAUUUAACAUAUUCCGUCACAAAAAAAAUAUUAGGAUUUAUACCAUAUUUUCUACCUGGUACAUCAACCAUCAAUCAAUCAAAGUCUAUACCGUUACACUUUUUUAAAUGGUUAUUUUCAAAUGAAGAUGAUGAUAAAAAGUAUUGUUAUCACGUUGUGGAUUGUGUGUGCAAUGAUAAACCAUCCUCCGUCGCAUCAUCUCGCUAUAAACAACGAAGAAAAAUGCGUCAAUCAUCGUAUAAUAGUGUCAUCAGCACCGUUCCAUCAUCAAAAUCAGGCUCCUUUACAAAUAAACAAGGUGGAUAUCACACAACAAAUAUUACGUCAACAAUAAUGAACGUAUGCAGUGAGAGUGACCUGACUGAUGUUAUUAUUGAUGACCCUGAUAGCACUUCACAAUAUGGUGAAAGCGCUGUAUCACAACAUUUAACACAUCCAGCUGAAGCGUAUCAACCACGACCUUGUUUUCCACCAAGAUUAAAAACAUCAAAAAAGAAAAGAAGAGGACGACAACGUGAAUCAGAUACUAGUCAACAGUCCGAAAACGAUUCAAAUCAAAAAACAUACAAAAAUAAAUUACAACAAAUGGCCGAUCUAUCUAAAAGACAUUUUAAUGAACAAGGUUUAACAACAACAACACUACCAUUUUUUGGGAAAGACGUCGAUAAUGUUCAAGAACCAUUACCCACCUCUACUUUAGAAAAAUCAGUUGUAUUUCAUGAGACACUUUGA